AUGUCGUCAAUCACGUUGAAGGAUGUUGACCAACACAAAUUUGUUGCUUCGUUCUCCGCAUUCUUAAAAAAGAGUGGCAAGUUGAAGGCCCCAGAAUGGGUUGACUUGGUAAAAAAUGGUAAAUUCAACGAAUUGGCACCUUACGAUGAGGACUGGUAUUACACCAGAUGUGCUGCCACGUUGAGACACAUUUACUUCAGGUCGCCAGUUGGUGUUGGAUCCCUCACCAAAAUCUUUGGAGCCCGCAAACGUAAUGGAGUGAGACCAUCCCAUUUUUGUCGCAGUUCUUCUGGUAUUGCACGUAAAGUACUACAAUCUUUAGAACAAAUGAAACUCAUUGAGAAGGUUGAAAACAACAAUGGCCGUCGAUUGACCUCUCAGGGUAGGCGAGAUUUAGAUCGUAUUGCUGCUCAAGUGAAACAAGCAAAGAAGAAGAAGCAAGCACUUUUGGCCGCUGAAUCAGCGGGUUUCUCUGUGCUUAUUCCAAAAACUGACUAA
Messenger RNA from Macrosiphum euphorbiae (potato aphid), 498 nucleotides. Lineage: Eukaryota; Metazoa; Arthropoda; Insecta; Hemiptera; Aphididae. The record is from the annotation of a GenBank genome assembly.